AUCCCAGUGACUGCUCUGAUGUAAAUGUUGGAGUACGUGUUUCAUACUUGCUGUGGUCAGUACCUCUCUGCCGUCAGGGAGGAGCCAGUGCCCCUCUUCAUCCUCCUGAGCGCCAAGGCUCUGGAUUUCCUGCUUCUCUUCUGGGGUAAGAGAAGGUGGAGGCAUUGGAGGUGGAAAUGCCAGAAUUAGCACCAUCAUCUUCUCCAUACUUACAGAUUCCUCUUCUUCAGCCCGUUGUGCUUCCUCCCUGUGCUCCUAAAUAAUUUAACAAACUGAUAGUGACUUGGACAAGGUCACUCUCUUCCCACCCUGCCACAAGAAGAUCAUCUACAUAUUGUAAGCCUUUUAACAGUAAGAAAUUUAUCCCAGAAUGUUCACACAAUUCUUACAUACCCAAGUAGAUGUUCCAUAAAUUGAAUAUCAUACCAAUCAUUUUGCUUUUAAAAUACCCAAUACACAGAAAAAUCCCAAACUACACAUUGUCCAUAACAAAAAACAUUUUCAAAAGGACAAAGGCAAAAACUAUUAUUCUUGGAGUCCCUUUAAAUAAUUGGCAUCAUUCACAUAAACAAAUCUGAAAAGUUCUUUAAACCAUCAAUUAAACUUUUUGAAAUAACCCUUUCAAACUAUGGAUUGCAUUUAUGAUCAUAUUCCUUAAACAAGAAAAUAUAAAACAUAUUUGUUCUAAAGAAACACAUAUUCAAUCAAUUAACAUCUUGUAAGAGCAGCCUAUCCCUUUAAAUCACAGUUUGCUGCACCAGCAAACAACAAACAAAAAUGGCUGGAACACACUUUGGAAGGGGGGAAGGGCAGCCAUGUGGAAUCCUUCUCCCCCCACCCCCUUCUUCUUACUAUUUCCAAAUACCUUUUUCUCUUGCUAAAAUCAUCCAAACCUUUAAUUGCUCCUACAAGUCAAUCCUUCAUAAAUCUUCUGCAUUCUCCUCUCCUUUUCCCUUCAAAACUUAUAGUGAACAGCUAAAUAACUCCACAAAACCCACAUGUCCAGCUGAGCUGGAUUUAAAGUAUAACUUAUAAUGUUACAAAUUACCCAAAGUAACUAUCAAAGUUUCAGAAGGUAACAAACUCUAAACCAAACUAAAUACAGCUUUUUUUUCUUCUGCCUAAGUGUUCUUCCCAAAGCUCUGUCUCUCUCUUAUCUGUCCAGGCAGAGCUUUUAUGGCCCAGCCCAGGCUAAGUUUGAAUUUUAUUGUUGUUUUCCUUCUUUCUAACUAGAGCAGGUUGCUUUUUUUUUUUUUUUUUUUUUAGAAGCAUGCCUAGUUUUCCCACAGGUCCAACAAGUUAGAGGACCCCCAUGUUUGGCUAUUUACCCCUCUUACUCUAUUUUUAUUCCACCCUUCCAAUAUCUGCAAUUUCUGGCCAUGCAUUGGAGAUGUCAUCUGUCACUUGUUUAAUUUAUUAAACAUGCUACCAUUGUGUUAAGUUUCCAAUUUUAACACACAUAUCUAUUUAAAAUUAUUUAAAAAUUAACCAGUACUUUCGUUGAUGAAAUUUCCUAAAAUCUACCUAGAUAUUCCAUUCAAACUUCUUUUCUUUAGUAAGCCAGGAAAAAGCACCAAUUUUUUUCUGGCAGAAUCCCACAAGCCUGAGUUCUGAUAACAAAGUUACAGGCUCUUACUUAUAGUAGUUUCUAAAGUGCUAAAGUGAUAGCACACUGCUCUGUUUUCUCAAAACUUUCCAAACUUUCAAAUCCCUUUCAAUUUAUGUUUUUAUUUUCACCAUUCUCUUCCCCUUUCCCGCUAAGCUAUUGCAGUCAGCCAGAGGCAGAGAGAGAGAAAGAGAAAAAGAUUUUCUUUUUUUGCACUAUCCUAAUGUUGAGAAUCCCAAAAUUAGCUCCCAAAUUACCUUAUCAUGAUCAAAGAUCAAUACAUUUUGACCCACUCUGAAAGAAUUACUACUCUGAAUGAAUUCCAAUUCCAACAAUUCAGCCUGAUAUUUUUCUAAGCCUGAAACACAGAAGCUGAAUUCUUGUCUCUUACAAGUUUGCUAACUUUUAACACAGAACACAAAAUGCAAAGCAAACAUACACACACACACAAACACACAUAACCCUAUUUUCAUCUUUUACAUACAGAUUUAAGUCUGAUAUACCCAAAUAUAUAUACACCCAAAAACAGCAUCCUUCCAGUUUUCUUCCCCUUUAUCUGGGAAGUUCACCCCAGUCUUUAAGUCGAUUCCCAAGAGGGCUAUCGACUUGAAUUCCCUGGCUAAUGUCCUGACACAAAUUCUUAGACUGCUUCUAUCCCAUUUUACAAUCUAGUACCCUCACGCCGGCAGCCACCAGAGAGCUUCCUCAGGAAAGUCCUUUAUCAUUGAGGUCGAAAGCAGUCCAUACCAAAAACAAAUUUAGGAGGGCUAAUCCCUUGGGGUCUCUCUCAACCCAGACAAUGGACCCCCAGACUCCCGAGAGCUUACAUUUAGUUUACACAUGUAAUCUCUUUCAGACUGCGCUGCUGGCCAUCAGGACUCAUUCCCUUCAGGCUUCAAUUCUGCUUUCCCCUGAGUACCUCUGCCUUGGGUUGUUGUCUAAGAGGGGAGGGAGGCUGCACACCCAGAGCCAGAGACCACAGAGAAAAUUACUCCAUGGGUGCACCUGUCCCUGUUUAGGGUGUACAGCCAUCUCCCCCAAAGACCCUAUCCCAGAUGAGCCCCUAAAGCCCCCAACUGUGUGGGACAUUAAAAGAUCCUUAGCCAAAAUGACUACUCAGAGAUCACUCAAAGUAGAAGGCAGAUUGUUUAUUAUACCAUCUCAUGGGAAGUGGGGCAGUCCCACCAAGAAAUAAAGAAACUCACAGUAGGAGGCCCAUUCCCUUGAGAGUAUAUGGAGUUUUUAUACAUUUCAGACAAAGAACCCCAGAAAUCCCACCCUUGACAUAUUACUAUUAGUUACAUAAGUCUUUAUCCCCUUAUUUGGCUAGUAGAAUGCAAUAAAUGAGAUAAUGGUAUAGCUCCAUUGGCCACAUAUACUUUUAAUUCCUUCUUUGGACAAUGGAAUGUAUUCCAGACUUUAUCUAAAAUCACGUGAGACUGGAGAAGCCGAAACUGAGGCCUCAAAGCUUCAACUACUUUAACAGUUACUGAUCAAUAUGUGCUUGAUCUGUAAGUUCUUCACCUUUCCCACACACUUGGAACUGAUUUGGAUUCUCUCAUUGCUGAAGAGAGCCACAUCCAUCAGAAUUGAUCAUCAUGUAAUAUUGUUUUUGGAGUAUAUAAUGAUCUCCUGGUCCUGCUCAUUUCACUCAGCAUCAGUUCAUGUAAGUCUCUCCAAGUCUCUCCAGCCAUCCUGCUGGUCAUUUCUUACAGAACAAUAAUAUUCCAUAACAUUCAUAUCCCACAAUUUACUCAGCCAUUCUCCAAUUGAUGGGCAUCUCUUCAAUUUCCAGUUUCUAGCCACUACAAAAAGGGCUGCAACACACAUUUUUGCACAUAUAUCACCUCCUCUUUUUGCCAGUGCUGCUGUUCCAGGAUUUGUUUCAGGACAAUAUUAUGUGGCUGUUUGGAGGUGAACAUGGGAAAGUUACAAUGAUGUACUGCUUUUUUUGCUAUCUUCUCAAUGACAUUUUAAUCUGAUUCUAGUCCCACUUAGAAAGCUAAAGUUUAACAGUUCUGUACCAGAGCUGCUUCUUGUUCAGGAAUGUGUUGAAUGAGGCCAUUUCUGAGAUACCUUCAAAUUCAGAUUCUGUGAACUGGGAAAGCUGGUAAGGAAGACUAGUCUGCAGGAAAGAUGAUGAGCCCAACUGAGUGAGGUAAUCAAGAAAUUAAAUUUAACAUAAAAUUGGAUUUCAGGUGAGAUGCUAAAGUAGAAGAUGCAUGUGAUAGACGUGGAAAUUUUAAGCUGUUAAAGCUACAAGAGUCCCUGAAAUAAUGACUAGAGAAACAGAAGAUCAAGGUUUUGAUGUAUGCUCACUUAUCCUAGGUCUGUGUAAAAGCACCCACGAGAAUUGAUCUGUGAGGUAAAGUGCUAUGCAAGCCAAGGAAAAAGUGUCUAAAAAUGUUGAUAAUACCAGUGCUAUAGAGAAAGAAUGAGAUGAGAGUUCUGAAGUUAAGCACUGAGAAAGUGCCAAUAGAUUUAACUAGUAGCCACAAAGCUGAGAGAUAGCUCUGUUUUCUUUGUGCCUGUCCCUGCCCAUCCAGAAACUAUAUAAUGUUAAAUUGGGAAGAUAGAGCAAUCACAACCUGCUUAUUAUUAUAUUCUCCAUUUUAUAGAUGUGGAAACUGAGGCACAGAGGAGAGAAGGAACUUGCCUCUGAUACACCAUGCUAUCUCUCAGCUUUGUGGUGAAUUAUAAGUACCUACCCCCACACAGUUAUGGUGAAAAUCCAGUGAGAUGAUGGUAUACGUUUAAAUAAAGCCCUAUGCCAAAAUUAUCACAGUGGUAGUUUACAUUAAGAUUUACAAAGUUCUUUUCCUGUACCUAUGAGGUAUGUGUUUGUAGAUAUUCUCAUUUUACAGAAGAGGAAACUGGGGCUCUUGUGAGGGGCAGGGCACUUAGGAACCCUCUCUGGCACCUCUCUGAGGAGCCUGUGUCCUUCCCUCAGCCUAUGGGAUAUUAGAUCCCAUCCUUAAAGGGCCAAAAGAAGUAUAGUCCUCUCCAGAGUUGGCAGCAGUGAAUUCCUAGCAAACAAGAUGGGAAGAGAAGAGGCAGCCUCCAUGCCUUCAACAUGCUGAAAUUGGAGGUCACUGUUUCAGAAGGGGUGUGUCAGCCUUCCAGCUUUCAUCUGUCUGGGCAGGCAGGCAGGUAUGUGGAGAGAUGGGAAGGAUGGCUGUUACUGCACUUAAUUUCAUUAGCAGAAUCUAGUAGCAGCCAGUCCAGGUCCCUCCAAGAAUCUGCAUUCUUUUUCAUUCCAUUCAUUCACUGAUUCACACUCAGCAAACAUUUAAGCAUAUGCUUGUAUAGUGUACAAGGAUUGGUUUGGGGGGAGACAGAUUUUGGAAAAGUUUCCCUUGCUAUGCCUAUUGAUGAUCUUCAGAUUAUUAGAAUAAUAACUGACAUUUGUUUAAACUCAGACAUUUUCCUUUUCAACCUCACAGCAAGCAGGCCAACAAAGGUAAGUCCCAGAAUGAUACUAUCUCCAUUUCAGAGGUGAGGACAUUUAAGAAUCAGAGAGUCAGAGUACCUAAGAAUCCUCUCCAGUUUCAAUUCUACGAUCUUGGAGCCUUUGUUUGGAUUUCAGCCUUAUUAUCUUUUCUUCCUCUGCCUCCCACUCCCCCCAAAAAACCCUUCCUUCUUCCUUAUUUCCCUGUUAUUAUGGAAGAUAUCACUUUUCUCAGUCAUCUGGAGUCACAACCAAGAUCAAUGGUUCUCAAAGUAUGGUCUAGAGAAUCCUGGGGAUCUCUGAAACUCUUUUAGAAGGUCUACAAAUUCAAAAAUAGUUUAUUUUUCCAAUAUGGUAAAUGUCUAUAAAUAUAAUCCAUAUAAACAAAAAUGUUUUGGAGAGAUCCUCAAUAAUUUUUAAUAGGAUAAAGAUACUGAAAACAAAAGUUUGAGAACCACUGACUAAGAUGUUCCCUUGACUCCUUAGUCUCUUAAAUCCUGCUCUGUUACUAAUACCUACUGAUUUUACCUUCAAAACUUCUCCCCCUUCAUAACAUAUGCCCCCUUCCCUCCUGGGAUGGUGAUGCUGUCCUGAUGCAGCCCAUGCCUGGACUUCUGCUGGUGGUUCUCCCUGCCCCAUCUCUCCUGACUCCAGUUUAUCCUCUACUUUGCUGCCAAAAGUAUUCUUAAAAUGAAAGACUGACAGUGUCACUUUCCCUACCCUCAAUCAACUCUAUUACCUCCAUUGUUGACUAUAAAAUCCUUUGUGGGACUUGUAAAGCCCUUCAUAUCCUGGUCCUUUGAUAAGUUUCCAUCAUCUUAUAUCUUGUACCCUCCACAUAACCCUCCAGUUUAGUGACACCGACAUCCUUGUUGUUCCUCAAUAAAAACAUUCCAUUUCCCAAAUCAGUGCGCAUGUUCUCCUCAUCUCUGUCUCCUGGUUUCUUUCAGUUCCAGCUAAUGUCCCACUGUCCACCGGAUGCCUUCCUCAACCCCCCUUCAUUCUAGCGCCUUCCCUCUGAGAAUUAUCUCCAAUCUCUCCUGCCUAUAGCUAGUUUAUACAUAGUUGUUUGCAUGUUGUCUCCCCUCCUUCGGAAUGAGAUAGUGUAUGCAAAGUAGUUUGUAAUUCUUGAAGUAAUCUAUAGAAAUCCACUACAGGUAUUAUUAGUAGUCCUGAUGGAACUCAAAACCUUUGCCCCCAAGUGAUCCUCUUGGCCCAGUGGCCAUCCUCAAAUGAUGGUACAUCACCUGCCAAGGUACCACUUAAAGCCUGGUGGAGACAGUAGACGGUGAUAAAUGACCUCUUUCCAGAAAUCGAUGCCAACUUGGCGCCUGACGCAUCACUGCACUAGGAAACAUGUUUUCUUUUCUGUUAAUAAUAGUCAUUAAGAGUUCUGUGCCCAACAUGUUCCCCCAGGGGGCCCUACUGCUUAGGCCAGAGACUCCAACUACUCACACACAUACACACACACACCCCACUCUGUUCUCUGCCCCCUCAGGUCCCUAACCUGGCCUGCCCUCUCUCCCAUCACUUCAGGGACAGAUCCAGCUUAACCCUAGGACUUCUGUUAACUGCUAACUUUACUCACUCUUUGUUCCUGGGUGGCUGCUUUACAUCUACUGUGUACAUUCUUUACUUCCUGUGGAGAUGUCUUUGAAGCCAGGGAUGAGUUUCAUUUAUCUCUCUGUCCCCUGAAGCCCACAACAUCAGGCCUGGUGCAUAGGCUCCCAGAUUCAUUCAACAAAUAGAAGUUGUAUGAUCACUUGUUGGGGGCUCUCUGAGCUUCUUUUUGGCUUGAAAUUCUAGAAUUUUGUGAAUCACUUAAGCAGCUUGUAAUCUGUGCAGAUGCUUGGAUUAGGCCCUAGAAUGGCAUGUUCUAUCAGAAAAAAGUCUUAUUCCUUGUUCUUGGGCAGUGAAUGAGCAAAGGAGUGCCCCAGCCUACCUCUACCCUAAAAAGUAGUUUGGAGGAUGAGAAAACAGGAGAUGUUACUGGAAAAGGACCAUCAGCUCCAAGUCUAAAAGGAAAAAAAGAGAAGGGUAAGUCCCUACAAUAGUUGGGGGUUAUUGAGGACAUGCUAUUUCUCUUUCCACACCCUGUGAACCCACUCUGAGCACUACCCAGCCACCAUCACUAUCACCUCUGUCACAGGCUGGAAAGGACAUCUUGUCCCUAACCAAGGCUUUUUAUAAAUUGGAAAUAGGAAGGAAAAGUGGUCAGUACAAGUAAAUGUAUUGAUAAAGAAUUUAAAGCCAUAGUUUUUGUUUUCUUCCUUUUCCCCCCUUUUUUCCUUCAAUUUUAUCUUUUUUUAAUUUUAUUUUUUAUUAUAGCUUUUUAUAUACAAUUUUUCCCCUUUUUAAUAAUUUUUCUUGUGCAGCAUGAUAAUUGUGGAAAUAUGUAUAGAAGAAUUGCACAUUUUUAACAUAAUAUUUGAUUACUUUCUAAGGAAGGGGGUAGGGAGAUGGGAGGGAGAAAAAAUUUGGAACACGUGGUUUUGCAAGGGUAAAUGUUGAAAACUGCAUAUAUUUUAAGAAUAAAAAGCUUUAAAAAAAUAAAAACAGGAACCCACCUCCUGAUAGAGAGGUGAUGGAUUCAAGAUGCCCCCCAAAAAAGAAUUAAAAGCUAGGAGGACAUUAAAAAUUAUCCAGUUUUACCUCCACUUUUUCUUUCAAUAGUAUUUCAUUUUUCUAAACACAUGUAAAAAUAGUUUUCAACAUUCAUUUUUGUAAAGCUUUGUAUUCUAAAUUUCUCCUUUCCUCUCAUUUCCCUCCUCAAGACAGCAAGUAAUCUGAUAUAGGUUCAAUAUGUGCAAUCCUUUUAAACAUAUUUCCAUAUUUGUUGUGUUGUACAAGAAAAAUCAGACCAAAAAGGAAAAACAAGAAAGAAAAAACAAAAAGGUGAAAAUACUAUGCUUCGAUCCAUACUCGGUAUCCAUAGUUUUCUCUCGGGAUGUGAUUAGCAUUUUCCAUCCCAAGUCUAUUGAAAUUGUCUUGAGUCACCUCAUUGUUGAGAAGAGCCAACGUCAUCACACUUGAUCAUCAUAUAUUGUUGUGUACAAUAUUCUCUUGGUCCUGCUCACUUCACUCAGUUCAUGUAAGUCUUUCCAGGCUUUUCUGAGAUCAGUGAAAUCAUGCCCUAUAGAACAAUAAUAUUCCAUUACUUUCACAUACUAUAACUUAUUCAGUCAUUUCUCACCUGAGGAACAUCCUCUCAUUUUCCAUUUCUUUGACUUACAAAAGGGAUACUACAAACAUUUUUGCACAUGUGGGUUCUUUUCCCUCUUUUUAUGGUCUCUUUGGACUACAGACUCAAUAGACACUCUGCUAGAUCAAAAUCUCCCCUUCCUAGAGGUGAAGGCUCAGGAAGUUUAAGUGAUUUGCCAAAAAUCACAUAGGUAAUGAGAGCAGAAUCAAAAUUUGAAACCAAGUGCAUUGCUUCUCUGUCCAGCCCUCUCCUAUCACUAGUCCAGGGACCUUGUCAGAGAUCACUCCAGAGACAUGCUGGAGAUACAUAAAGCACUGAAACCCACAUCUAGAGCUGUUCAUGUCUGACUCUGUGACCCCAUUUAGGGUCUUCUUGGCAAAGAUACCGAAGGAGUUGCCAGAUAAACACAUAAUCGUACUGAUAUACAUGUUUUACCCAUGGGCACAUACCUAUUCAGAUGUUAUAAUUGGCACAUGUUUUCACAUGCUUCUAUAGGCUGACACACAGAUACACCUGUACAUGUGUUUUCACAUCAAUACAGGUAGAAAUCAGGAUCUACAUGGUAUUACACAUACACUCAGGUAAGUACACACAUAGCUCAGGUGCUAGUACAUGUCCACAAGUUACCCUCAAUCUGACGCCUCUCUCUACCCCCUCUAAAUGCUGAUUGUGAGAUAAGGGCCUAAUGAAGCCCCUGCUAUCUCAGCUGUUCCAACAAGCACCUCAUUACCUCCCACAAUGUCUGCUUCUGUUUACUCAGUCCCUGCCCACAACAACCUCCCAACCCCCUCCUCUCUGCCCAGUCAAAUUUGAGAGGCAACAGGUGCGAGGUAAGAAUCCUGGGCAUAAAUUCAGACCACCCGGAUUCUCCCAUUCGGUGACUAUGAACAGAUCUCUCUUCCUCCUGGACUUCAGCUCCUGUGGUGUACAACAGGGAAAAUAACCCUAUCAAGUUUUCCCAGGAUUUUGGCUUGUGUCCCCAGAACCCAAUUCUAUCCAGUGCCUACCACGCCCAGACCUAUGCCUCUGUUCCCUGCUGUCCAUCUUCCUUGGGCUCUAGAGGUGGGGAUCUUCUAAAUUGGAGUGGAGUCUGGGCAGGGAAGCCCCCUGCUAGGGCAGGCACAGCCUGAAUCUGGCUAAAGAACAAAAAAUCACCCACUGUGUCCCCCUUCCCAGCUCAGGAAGGCCCUGUCCCAGGCUGGUCUAGAAUGUAGAAUAUAUACUAGAAUAAGGACUUGACUGAGAAUUGGAGCUCUGAUCCCAUCAAGGUUUCUUGCCCCCGAGCCUGGACUCUGCUAGAAGCAACCAGGCUCAAAGUUGAGCAAGGAGAAGGAGAAGAGGUAAUUCGAUAGGAGUGUCCCUGUGUGUCUACGUGUCAGACAUAUAUGUGUCCCAUGCAAGCCCUGGGCAUGGGGGGUCAUCUGAGCCAUCCAAGAGAGGACAGAACAAGUGCCCAGAGACUGUUACCGAGGCUGGGUAGGGCCGAGGAGGGGACCCCUGGCCCUUGCCAAUCCGCUCAGUGAGGUUUGGGCGAGUCCUGACAGUGGCGGGUGGGGCUGAUCUGACAGGUUCUCCCCAAGUGGCCUGGGGGCACUAAGGGUGGAGCCUGGCACAGACUUAGGGUGGCGGCAUGGGCCUGGCUCCCCCACAGUGAGGGUGAGACCAAGGCUCUUACCUCUCACAUCUUCCUCUGUGGUUGUUCAGCCAGAGGAAGCAAGCCUUGGCCAUGGGCAAGCCAAAACCCAAGGCUGGGGCUUUGGGGCUAAGAGUACAAUUUGGAUAGGUCGGGGUUCUGGGAGUGUCUCGAGAUCAUGUUUGGAGGCUCUGGAGCCCUUCGGGGCAGGGUAGAGGAGCUCAAGCGGCCCUGGUGGCGAGAAGCCCUUCCCCUAGUGCUGAAGCACAGCGAAGCUGCCCGGCUGGCAGCCGAUGCCCUCCUGGAACAUGGUGAGGCCGCCUACCUGCGAGUCAUUGCUGAGGAGCGUGAGCUGCCCUUCCUUUCUGCCCUGGACCUUGACUACAUGACCCAUCACGUUCGUGGAGGUCCCGAGAUAGGGGACAGGGGUGAAAGUGGAGAUAAAGAUGGCAGGGCAGGCCCCCAGACCUCUGGCACGGCUGAUGGGCUCAGCCUCAUCUCACAGGCCACCUCUGGCACCUACUUCCCAGCAGCGACAGAUGCUGAACCACCUGCCCUGGACCUGGGCUGGCCCGAGGUACCCCAGGCCACAGGCUUUAGCCCCACACAAGCUGUUGUCCACUUCCAGAGGGACAAGGCCAAGAACAUCAAAGACUUGCUACGCUUCCUCUUCAGCCAAGCCCGAACGGCUGUGGCUGUGGUAAUGGAUGUGUUCACAGACAUGGAGCUGCUCUGUGAUUUGAUGGAGGCUUCAGGCCGCCGGGCUGUGCCUGUUUACCUGCUGCUGGCUCAGGACAACUUGCAUCACUUCCUGGAAAUGUGCUACAAGAUGGAUCUCACGGGGGGCCAUCUGCCGAACAUGCGUGUGCGGAGCAUUUGCGGGGACACCUACUGCAGCAAGGCAGGAAGACGCUUCACUGGGCAGGCGCUGGAAAAAUUCGUCAUCAUCGACUGUGAGCAAGUGGUGGCCGGGAGCUACAGCUUCACGUGGCUCUGCAGCCAGGUUCACACCAGCCUUGUGCUACAGCUUCGGGGCCGCAUUGUGGAGGACUUCGACCGGGAGUUCCGCUGCAUGUUUGCCGAGUCUCAGGCUGUGGAAGGCUUCUCUGGGGGCGAGGAGGAUAUCUUGGCUCCUCGGCCCCCCCGCCCACCCCCACCUGCCCUGGUUUUUGAGUCAGGCCUCCCGAGCUCACCAUCUACCUCACCAAUUGGCCCUAGCCUUGGCAGUGUCAAAUGUUCCCCCCUUACCAGCUCUUCCUACUGUGGGCUACCUGGAGGUGGUGGCGUUGGCUUCAAUGGCCUUGUGGCCUCUGGUUCCCCUGGCGCUGGCCGGCGCCAAGCCAGCGGCCCCUUUCCCCUGCACCGGCGAUUGUCAGACCCCAACCACAGCCCAGCCACAGCCUAUCGACCCAGCCUGGGCACACUGGGGACAGCUCCGUGGGCUCAGUCAUCGCCAGCUCUCAAUCAGGAAGGACUGGGCUUGGGGCUUGGGCCAGGACUAGGACCAGUAGUAACAGGACCAGGGCUAGGGAGCCCUCUUUUUUCUCGUCAGCUUCACCUUGUGCCCCUCCCUCGACUUCCAGAGAAUGGAUUUGCCCAUAGCCAGGAGCCCAACUUAGCCAGGGGCCUCUGUGGAAUGCCUACACCAGCCGCAGAAGCAAAUCAGAAGCCAUCCCCGGAGAGGAAGCCAUCCCCCCCCAGCCACAACUAUGGACGACUCGACCUCCUCCCCAGGGGUUCUCAGACACCCGGUUCUGGGAACACAGGCUCUGGGGACCAUGCCAAGAUCAGAGAGCAGUCUGUAGAUCAGAGGCGGGCAACUCUGGGCCAACUGGACCUUGUGGCUAAAUAUGGUCCAUUCCGGAUGGAGGGGGCAGGACCAAUUAGGAUCUCUACUCCAGAUGCCAUGGGCAGGGCCAAAGUGGUCUCUGAAGAGGAGAAGCGGCUGACCCUGGGCCACAGCAAGUUGGAUCUCAUCACCAAAUAUCACAGGCUACAGGGGAUAAAAAGAAGCCCCGAUCCAAGUGUUCCUGGCAUCCCCAGUGUCCCUAGCCCACGGGAUUCUGUUGUUUCUGGUGUACCUAUUGUUCCUAACCCACAAGAGCCCAGUGUCUCCAGUGUUCCUGUCCCAAGAGCAUCCUGUGUCCCUGCUGGUACCCGUAAUCAUACUCCUGGGGAUGAGAAACGUCUGACUCUGGGUCACAGCAAGCUAGAUCUCAUCACUAAAUACAACAAGUCCAAGUUCAGACUAAUUCGAAGCCGCUUUGAGACCUAAGAUCCUUUUGUCUGCCCUUCAGGCCCAGGCUUUACAGGAAACCCUUCUGGUUAAUCCCAAUUUAUUGCUGUCUGACUUGUCACAGGCCCAAGGGUUAGAACUAGAGGCACGAGGGACAGCUAGGUGGCACAGUGGAUAGAGCACCAGCUCUGAAGUCAGGAGGAGCUGAAGUUUCAGACACUUAACACUUCCUAGCUGUGUGACCCUGGGCAAGUCACUUAACCCAAUUGCCUCAGCAAAAAAAUAAAAAUAAAAAAGAACAAGGGUCAAAUGUCAGCAGAGGCCAGGGCUACUACUACUCCCUCAACUCUAUUGGAACAUAAUAUCCCAGACUCCUAACCACUUCACCUAAAAUUCCAACCUGAUCCCAACCCUACUAACUACAACCUCAUUUCUGACCUAUUGAUCCUGCUCACUGAUCCUUCCUCACAUCCUCACCCCACUAUGCACUGACAUCCAGUCUCAUUGAACUCCAUCCCACUUCUGACCAAAAAAACCCUGAUUUGUGACCCCAGUGCACACAGGCCAACUGGUAUUUAGUGAUCCUGUUGUGCAUAUGAACUAUGUGGGGGGGCUAGGAUUGUCCUAAGGCAAGUGAGUGGACUCUGUCCUUAAUGUGGUCCUAUUCAAAAAAGGCUUUAUUACCCUCUGAGGUCCCUGAUCCAGAAGCAGCUGAGGACACCUAUUCUGCAGGAUGGGAGUCUGGAAAGUCAGUUGCCAGAUUGUCAUACCAGCCUCCUGGGGCUGCUACUAGAAGGAAGGGAGGGACCAGGAAAGGGAAAGAGUCUUGUUUGAUAGGGGAAGAUACUUCAAGCCAAGGAGACGUCCACCACAGGGAUCCAGAAACAGGUCAGUCCUGCCCCGACAAACACAGAAUACAGGCAGAUGUCCUCCUCCCAGUCACAUAGGACAACCCUUUCCCUGGCCACAUUGUGUGGUUCAGAAAUGGUGAGGGGUCACCAUUUAAUAAAAAAAAAAGCUGGAGAGAUCUCUAGAAGCAAAGUUUAUUAUAUAUUCUCAGGAGAAGGGCGUCCCACCCAUCGAGCAAACAAUCAAAGGGAGGAAGCACCGUAGGGGGCAGGGUCAACACUUUUAAUCCCUAAAGCAAAUAUCCUCUCGAACCACUGACCCCCAUCCUUAUUGGCUGAGGAUCUUACAUUCUAAACCUGGGAACUACCCAAGAAAUUGAACUUGACCAAUAUGUACAUAGUUGCCCAUAUCUGACUGAAAUGGGGAGACACUGAUGUCAUGGGAGGAUAAAAGUCAGGGGAACUUAUGUAUGCCCUUGACUCAAGGCUCAAAGUCCCUCAGGCCUACUCAGCUCUGAAGUAGAUGAAGCCUUACUCGAUUUUCCCAACUGUCUUCAAAGAUCUCACCUCAUCUCCUCCAACAUCAGUGUCCAGCCACAUUGGGAAAUUACCCUAAAUAAACUUAAGAGGCUCUGACCAAC
Molecule: messenger RNA, 13614 nt
Organism: Antechinus flavipes (yellow-footed antechinus)
Lineage: Eukaryota; Metazoa; Chordata; Mammalia; Dasyuromorphia; Dasyuridae
Gene: SACK1C
Product: family with sequence similarity 83 member C
Exons: 4
Coding region: 10068-12164 (698 amino acids)
Biological process (GO): epidermal growth factor receptor signaling pathway
Source: RefSeq, a predicted model, not a curated record